Molecule: messenger RNA, 4458 nt
Organism: Amoebophrya sp. A120
Lineage: Eukaryota; Dinophyceae; Syndiniales; Amoebophryaceae
Source: the annotation of a GenBank genome assembly
CGAAAAUCAGAAACACGUCUAUCAAUUUUCCUUGCAGGCACCCAUUGACUUGUUGUUGUUUUCCUUAGGUUGUAUUCUGUAUCCCUAUACGACGUAGUCAUUUUCAUUUCCCUUUCCCUCGCUCGCAUGGAUUUCUUUGAAACAUGACUCGACUGUAUUUGGGCGCAGAGAACAAAAUUAUGGAGCUUUGCGUGAAGAUCAUUUCGCGAACACGAACAUGUUAAACCGCCCACACGACUGCGUCUUAGUAGCGACUCAGCUGUAAAAAUUUACCGAGCUUGUGGUUGCGGUUGUGCGAACAAAUACGAACACCCAACGUGGAGGAUAAGCCUACGCCAUGCAGGGUUCGUCUUUCAGCACCGCCGGUGCGCAACGCGGCCCUGCGGAGAGUAUCGCCGAGCUUCAGCGGUAUCCGGACCAGAUUCGAAACGUGUGCCUGAUUGCGCAUGUGGAUCAUGGGAAGACGAGUCUGUGCGACAGCUUGGUGGCGACAAACGGAUGGAUCUCUCGAAAAGUUGCUGGGUCCCUUCGUUUUUUGGACUCGCGAGAAGACGAACAGGCACGCAUGAUCACGAUGAAGUCGUCGGCCAUAUCUCUCUGCUACAAGUAUCAGGCGCUCAGCACUGAAACAACUACUUCUACCCCAGGCUCUAGCUCUUCUACACCCAGGAAUAAUGCAGGGCCACCAGCAAAACCAAAAGCGGAAGACAACAAAGGUAAUUCUCCUUCUGCACCCUCGGCGGAGGGAACAUCAACUACUGCACCAGGAAUAAAGAACAAGACCGAAGACGGCAAGCAGAAGUUUUUGAUCAAUGUCGUGGACUCGCCCGGCCACGUGGAUUUUACCUCCGAGGUCUCCACCGCCACGCGGCUCGCGGACGGUGCCAUCGUACUGGUGGACGUGGUGGAGGGGAUGAGCUCGCAAACGAGGGAGGUGUUGCGACAGGCGUGGCGGGACCAGCUGCGAACCAUCCUCGUCCUGAACAAGAUGGACCGUCUCUUCAUCAACCUGAAGCUCAGUGCGGACGAGGCCUACCUGCACGUGAUGAAGGUGAUCCAGCAGGUGAACGCGGCCGCCGCGGAAUUACUGAUGGCGGACGUUCUCUCGAAGCACGAUACUUCAGCGCAAACUUCCUCAUCAAAACAAACUACACCAGCGGAAAUAAAAUCUUCGCAGCAGGAAAAUGAACACGACCAGACAAGCUCGUCGCUCGACGCAGCUGCGCAGCAUGCGCUCGACUUCGACGAGGAAUUGGAGCAACGGUGGACCUACCACCCAGCGAAAGGCAAUGUCCUGUUCACCAGCGCCAUGCACGGGUGGGGGUUUUCCAUCCAGAAGUUCGCGCAUUUCAUGAGCCGCCGCAUGGGGUGCAGCGCCAACGUGCUGCAGAAGACGUUGUGGGGCGACUUUUGGUACCACCCCAAGGAACGCAAAGUGAUGCGCCGCAAGCCCACGGACGGGCCGGAGAAGCGCGUCAUGUUUGCCCAGAUGUGCCUCGACACCAUCUUCCGCUUCUACCAAGCCACCGGCACUUUUGACAAUAGCGACAACGCUGCCGUGUCAGGAGCCGGCGCCUCGCAACAACAGUCUACGAAAGACAAGAACCUACCGGGGAGCGUGGAUCUGCCUUUGCUGGAAAAGUUGUGUCGCCCAGUGCCGGAGCUCGCGCACGUGGAUCUCACAAAAUUACGGUCGGGUUGUGUCCGCGAAUUGCUGGGAACUUGGUUGCCGCUAGGCGACUGCGUGCUGCGCGCUGCCGUGGAGUGUCUGCCUGGUCCACGGGAAGCUGCGAAAUACCGCAUCCCCUUCCUUUUGGAAUAUCCCUUGCCAGCCGGUCUGGACCGCGACGGAGGUGUUGCGACUUUGCGUGGUGGUGGUACUUCUAAAGUAUCCGGAACUAGGGCGGCGGCGUCCUACCUUUCCAGUGCUGUCAGCACGCUGGCAAACAAGGUGGGAAUUACGACAAGCGCAAACGCAGAAGUUGAUUCCGCGACCGGUGCGGCGCUGGCAGCCGCGCUCCUCCAUUGUGAUGACGACCAUGGUAGCGGCAUCAGUACAGAAGUAUCAUCCACCACGACUGCGGUGGAAAAAAAUGUGCCCGCAGUUGCGUACGUUACGAAGUACCUCGGUGCCGAUUUGUCCCGGGGAGUUUUGCUCGGCGACCGUCUUGUCCACGGAAACGAAGAGUCCGAUUUUGUGGGGAUGUGCCGCGUGUUUGCCGGCUGUUUGAAACCGGGCAUGCUGAUGAUGCAGGCCACGCGGCGUAGUGUCCGCGGGACGAGUAGUAGUGGCAACACCAAAGCACGCAACGUCGACCAUCAGCAGGGACUGAUUGCAACACCACCAGAGCCCACGUCAACAAGUGCGACGAGUUGCAUCGCGGCUACCGACAAAGGUACAACUAAACACGCCGAUGCUCCUGCGGCUUUGUCGUCGGAGUGGAAGCAGGACCGGGUGGAUGCCCAAGCGAAAAUUCCACAGAUGGCCACCGUCUCGGGUAUGACCAGUCCUUUGGAAAUUGUGUCUCCGUCGUCCCGCGGAAGUCCGGCCGUGCUCGCCACCCCGCCGGACGACUGGGUUGUGGUCCCCGAGAACAAGGACCCGGAUGAGCAAGAUGUUGGUGUUGAUCGCGCCGGCGGCAGCUCCGCCGACUCCGCCGGUUCGGAGGAGAACAACAGUACCUCGGUGCUGCUGCGCGAUUGGACCACACUGAAAGUGGCGAAGGUGUACAUUCUGAUGGGCUCCUCCCUGAUGCCGUGCGAACAAGCGCCCGCGGGCUCCGUGGUUGCCAUCAGCUUCGAGAACUCGCGCACCGCGAUCCAUCGGACCGACCGCUACUUGACACUCGUGCAGCUGACGGAGGACACCCGAACCCGGAUGCGGAAAUUCAACCACGUUCUGCAGCAACACAAUCUGGCCACGAGCAGUGAUGGAGCUGCGAAGAAGCAGGCAAAUCAGAAGCUGGAGCUGAACGGCGCGAACUGGCUGCCGAUCUUCAAGAGUCCAUACGCCGCCCGCUCGUUUGCGAUUGUGAAAGUUUCCGUGGAAACCAAGCUGCUGGAGUACCGCGGUUUUUUGGAGCGGGGUCUGGCCCUGUUGCACCGUUCUGACCCUAGCCUGGACGUGGCGACCCGGGCCUCCGGCGAGAACGUGAUUGGGUGUUGCGGCGACGAGCACCUUCGGCGGUGUCUGAAGGAUCUGCAGCAGUUGUACCUGCCGCCGCACGUGGCGAUUUCGGUCAGCGAGCCGCUUGUCGCGCUCCGGGAAACCAUUACCGCGCCGAAGCCGGGUUUUGGCUCGGACCUGCUCACGCUGCCCUGGCAGAAAGCCUCCAGCCGGCCCGGGGCCGCCGGAGCGGGAGAUGGAGCGACUGCAAGCAGCGGGUCCUCGUCCGCGAGCGCCUCUUCUUACCCUGUGAUCAAGCACGUCAAGGAUCUGCUCUCCUUCCGCAUGCGCGCGGAAAAGCUGCCCCCGCCUGUCGAUGCGAGUGACGGCACGGCCGCCCAGGAGGACGAGACGGAGGCCCAGUUCCGGGAGCGCGUCGGCGCCUUCUUGCCGCAUCUGCUCGCAGUGCGGGCGAGCAAGGGUGCCCGCACCGCGCUCAGUUGCGAGGCGGCCCUGGGCGAGGACGAUGGCUGGAUCACCGGGGCUUUAAUCACCGGGUUUGAGAUCGCGUCCGUCCGGGGGCCGCUCUGCGACGAACCCGUUGUCGACGUCCACUUCAUCGUCGAAAGCAUCGAGAAGAAACCGUCCAAAGACCAGGCUUCAACAUCUACUUCUUCGCAGUCGAUAUCACGCCACCAACUGGGAGGACACAUGAUCUCUGCCGUGCGGGAUGCGUGCAUGGACGCGAUGCUGCGACGCUCCACGGCGCGCAUUGCGGAGCCGGUUUUGCUGCUGGACUUGCAGUGCGAAGGCUCGUCGAUGGGCAAGGUGUACGGUGUGCUGGGCAAGCGCCGCUGCCAGACCCUGGAGGAGGGCUUCCGCGAGGGGACGUCCGUCUUUCUGUUGAAAAUCAAGCUGCCGAUGGUGGAAAGCUUUAACCUGAGCAACGAAAUCCGGCAUGUGGCCUCUGGGGAGGUGCACUACCAUGCGCGGUUUUUUGGCUUUGAAAUGAUAGAGGAAGACCCUUUCGCCGAGCAGGCGCGCACUCAGGAGGACGUGGAAAUCGAAGGGGACAACUUAUCGGAGGCGGCGACGCAAAACAUACCGCGGAAAAUUCUCACCUCGGUUCGCAGGCGCAAAGGCCUUGCGAUUGAUGAGCGAGUGGUCAAAGACGGCACAAAACAACGCAACCUGACGAAAAUGAAAUGAUGUCAGAGGACUUGAAUCUUCGACUUCUUGCACAAAUAAUACCGAGAUCAAGAACACAUCGACGAAUGAUGACUUUCAUCUUGUUCAAAGAAACAUACGCGACAAUUUCAAAAAACUCUCUGAGAAACAACUACAACGCCGAU